AUCCUGGCAGCUCUCGCCGUCUCGCUCGGGCCGUUCGCGGCUGGCCUCAGCAAGGGCUACAUGUCCCCUGCUAUAGCCUCCAUGCAGGACCCCAAGGGUCAUAAUGGAACCUUCACAGUCAGUGACCAGCAAGCCAGUUGGAUCGCGAGUCUUAGUUUAUUAGGAGCGUUUGUCGGUGGUAUCCUGGGUGGGUUGGCGAUGCGUCUUGGCAGAAGAACAGUUUUGAUUGCGACAGCUCUCCCCUACACCUUGGCGUGGCUGGCCACAGCCCUGUCUACUGGAGUCCAUAUGAUAUCAGCCGCAUCAUUCUGCGGUGGAAUGCUGAUAUGUUGCAUCAAUAUGACGACACAAGUAUACGUCACAGAAAUUGCAGUUCCAGAAAUUCGGGGCUGCUUAAGCUCAGUUCUAAAGAUCCUCAGUCAAAUCGGAAUCCUAAUUUCCUUCUCUAUUGGCGCCUAUUUGAACUGGUACCAGCUAGCACUAAUGGUUGCCGCUGCACCAAUACUACUAUUCUUCGCGCUCUUCUUCAUACCAGAAACUCCCUCUUCUCUUCUUCUAAGAGGGAGGGAGCAAGAAGCAGAAGAGUCCUUACAAUGGCUCCGAGGACCAGAAGCUGAUAUUCGUCAAGAACUUGCGACUAUAAGGACUAAUAUCCUCGCUAGUAAGCUCUUCAAUGGAGGCAACGCAGGAAAGUUUAAAGCCUUGCUAUCAAAACGGAUGACAAGACCAGUCCUUAUCACUUGUGGACUAAUGUUUUUCCAAAGGUUUACUGGAGCGAAUUUAUUCAACUUCUAUGCUGUGAAAAUGUUUAAGAAGACGUUCAGGUCAAUGAAUCCUCACGGUGGUGCUAUAGCUACUAGUGUAGCUCAGCUUCUGGCUUCGUGUUUAUCAGGAAUGCUUAUCGACAAUGUUGGAAGACUGCCGUUACUAAUGAUUAGCGGAGUAAUGAUGUCGAUAGCACUAGCUGGGUUCGGUUCCUACGCAUACUACGAAGAGGUCUUCAGAAACGCUUCAGACUUAAUGCAUUCGGAACCAGGAUCUUACGACUGGAUACCUCUUCUCUGUGUCCUAACGUUUACAAUCGCGUUUUCGUUAGGCAUCAGUCCAAUUUCCUCCCUGCUUAUCGGAGAACUGUUUCCUCUCGAGUACAGGAGUACCGGUAGCGCGUUAGCUACAAGUUUCAGUCACCUCUGUGGCUUCGUGAACGUCAAAACGGCUGCGGAUUUCCAAGAUUACAUAGGUCUCUACGGACUGUUCUGGAUGUACGCGGGCAUAUCAGUUCUUUGCCUAUUAUUUGUGGUACUUUUCGUACCAGAAACGAAAGGUCGCGAGAUCGAUGAAAUGGAUCCGAAGUACGUCGAAUCCUUGUGUAUUAAUCGAUAGUCUUUGAAGUAUUAUUCGAGAAGAAUUGUUCUUUAGACGAAGGUCAGACGAAAUCGUGGAUUCGAUUUUGUGAAUACAGAGACUCUGCUUGGCUAGUCACAAAGA
Molecule: messenger RNA, 1488 nt
Organism: Trichoplusia ni (cabbage looper)
Lineage: Eukaryota; Metazoa; Arthropoda; Insecta; Lepidoptera; Noctuidae
Product: facilitated trehalose transporter Tret1-like
Biological process (GO): transmembrane transport
Cellular component (GO): membrane
Molecular function (GO): transmembrane transporter activity
Source: RefSeq, a predicted model, not a curated record